Molecule: messenger RNA, 1104 nt
Organism: Pyricularia pennisetigena
Lineage: Eukaryota; Fungi; Ascomycota; Sordariomycetes; Magnaporthales; Pyriculariaceae
Exons: 2
Molecular function (GO): NAD binding
Source: RefSeq, a predicted model, not a curated record
CCACACCUUGGUUUGAAUGAAUCAAAACCGGACAUCGGAAUGUCGCCCACCGAUCACGUCCUGCUCAUCCUGAUGCCCUGGGAUCCAGACCCGGCUUGGCUUGCAAGUCUGGCCGAUGUGAGCCCAGGAAUUGAGGUGCACAGCUUCAGGAUCAGUUAUCGAGAUGAGAAGCUGCCGGAGGAGGUACCCGCGGACUUGUGGGCGAGGACGACAGUUCUCUUCACGUGGAGAUCGUUUCCAACAUUGGAGAUGGUGCCAAGCUUGGUUUACGUUCAGCUGUUGUCUGCAGGGGCGGAUCACGUAAAAUGCGUUCCAUUAUUCAAGGAGCAGACGGAUAUCAAGUUUUGCACCGCUAACGGAGUCCAUCCACCCCAAAUGACAGAGUGGGUAUUUGCAACAUUUUUAGCCUCUCAGCAUCAGAUUCCUCAGUAUCUCGAGUACCAAAAGGCUCGCCAUUGGGAGCUUUCCCAAACCGAUGAAGAUGUCGAGGACGCAGUGGGCCUGCGUGUCGGGAUCCUCGGUUACGGAUGCAUCGGCCGCCAGUGCGCACGUGUCGCCCGCUCGCUCGGCAUGGAUGUGUACGCAUACACCCUCCACGAGCGAUCGACUCCUGAGUCGCGCCGCGAUGAAUCCUUUACCGAGCCCGGGCUGGGGGACCCUGAGGGGAUCUUCCCGUCCAGGUGGUUCCACGGGGAUGAGCAGCUGAGCGAGUUCCUAGGCUCGGGCUUGGACCUGCUCGUCAUCACGCUGCCCCUGACUGAAAAGACCAGGGGGAUGAUCUCGACCGACCAGUUCAAGCUUCUCGGCAAGAAAAAAGCCUACCUGAGCAACGUCGGGAGGGGUGCAAUUGUUGAUACGGAGGCGCUCAUGGAGGCCCUCGAUCAGGGGUUGAUCAGAGGCGCUGCCUUGGAUGUGACGGACCCUGAGCCAUUGCCCAGCGACCACAAACUCUGGGACUACAAAAACGUCAUCAUUACGCCCCAUGUGAGUGGCAAUUCUUUCAAUUACAAUAAAAGAUGUUUAAAAAUAUUGCGGUACAACCUCGAGCGGAUGUCCGAGGGGAAGGAGCUCGUCAACUUGGUGAACAAAGAGCUUGGCUAUUAA